AUGGCCCGCACCUAUUUGAAGACGAGGAAGACUAUCUUGAUAUGCCAGUGGUGGAUGACGAUGAAGAUGAGGAAGUUGAGGGCGAAGGUGGUGUGGCUGAACAAGAAGCAGAUUGGGAACCUCCUAUUCGAAGAGCUGAAGAACCGGAGAUCAACAGUGAACAAUCAGAAUAUUCCCAUGGAUGAAGAUGAAGGCAAUGCUGACGUUGUUCGCCAACGCACUCAUCGUCAUGAGGCCGAACUUCCUCUGCACCAUCACCAUGGCCCAUAUAUUGCAAGCUUUCCACUUCGCAGCGCUGGAGCCAUAAUUGAGGAUGCGGGCGAAUUUGAAUCUGACCAAAACGGAUAUCAGUCAUAUGGUGAUAAGAUGAGUCAAGGUGGUAGCUGUGUUUGGGCGCCAUUCAUCUCACAUAUUGAUUAUGAAGUUGCCCGAUGGGCAAAGCUGAGGGGGCAAGGCUCCACUGCUUUCACAGAUCUGCUUGCCAUUGAGGGGGUUUGCGAACGGCUCGGCCUCUCUUACCGAAAUUCCCGCAAGCUAAACAAGAUUAUCGACAACCAAAUUCCUGCCCGGUGGCCUCAUUUUAAGCGCCAGGAAAUUUUGAUGGCAGGCGAAGCCUUCAAUGCAUACUUUCGGGAUAUCCUGCAAUGCGUCAAGUCACUGUUUGGAGAUCCAGAACUUGCACCUUACCUGGUUUUCGCCCCUGAACGACACUAUUCCGAUGAGGACCAGACUCAGAGGUUAUAUCACGACAUGCAUACAGGCAAUUGGUGGUGGCGUACUCAGAAACGACUUGAGAACGAAAAACCCGGUGCAACUAUAAUACCCAUCCUGCUUUCAUCGAACAAAACUCAAGUCACCAUGUUUCGAAACAAAGCAGCAUACCCGAUUUAUAUGACUAUUGGAAACCUCCCCAAAGAAAUACUUGUUGGUUACCUUCCCACGACCAAGCUCGAGCAUAUCACAAACAAAACAGCAAGGCGGCGUUGUCUUGCUAAUCUGUUCCACGCAUGUGUGCAUCAUAUUGUUGAGCUGUUGGUUGAGCCAGGAAAGGAUGGGAUGCUGAUAGCCAGUGGUGAUGGAGUCCUCCGUCGCGGUCAUCCUCUGGUGGCCUGUUAUAUUGGAGAUUAUCCCGAGCAAUUAUUGGUGACUGGGAUGAAGACCGGAGAGUGUCCGAAAUGUGACAUACCUUCUAGCGAGCUUGGCAGCAAAGACCUACCUUUUGAGCUGCGUGAUUUGGAUCGAAUCUUAGAUGCGCUUGCCCUUGUCGAUGAAGACCCGAAUCAAUUUGCAAAGGCUUGUCAUGAUGCAGGCCUGGUCAAACACCUUAUCGCUUGGAUUAAAUCAGCUUUCGGUGAGGCAGAAAUUGACGUGUGGUGCAAACGUUUGCCUCCAAACCACAACAUCCGCCUAUUUAUGAAAGGCAUCUCGAUUCUGUCACUUAUUCGUGCAGUUCGAGGCCUCCUCGACUACUUAUAUCUGGCACGGUACCCAUGUCAUUCGAAUGUAACAUUAGAGCUUCUGAGUGGGGCACUCGACCGAUUUCACGAUAACAAAUCUAUCUUCGUGGACCUGGGUAUCAGAUCAUCGUUCAACCUCCCUAAGCUCCAUUCUCUCCGACACUACGUCAUGAUGAUUCGAAUGUUCGGAACCACCGACAAUUAUAACACAGAAUAUACAGAACGACUUCACAUUGAUCUAGCGAAGGACGCAUAUUGUGUGACAAAUCACAAGGACGAGUACAUGCAAAUCACACUGUGGCUCGAGCGACGAGAGAAAAUGCUGUGGCACAAUAAAUUUAUUCAAUGGCGUCUACACCAUGGCACCGGAACCGAGGCACCAGAUCAUGUCCCUCAAUUACAUCAAUUACAUCACCCCCUACCCCACUCCGACCUCGUAUAUCUGCAACAAUCCAAGCUAGCGAAGCACCCGUCUGUUAAACGGGUGACAUUUGCAUCCCUUGCUGAUCAGUAUGGUGCAAUACAUUUUCAAGCCGCCAUGGCUCGCUUCGUGGUGCAAGUUAUGCAGCCCGAUUUGACUGCAAGGCAGUCUGAAGAUGCUGCCUGCCAUGUCAAUCUCCCAUUCCAGUCGGUUGCGGUUUACCACAAGGUCCGGAAAGUUCCAGCAAGGUUUGAUACCGCACUUGUAAAUCUGGGCAAUGGUGGCAAAUUGGGUGUGGAAGGUGAUUGUCUUGAUGAUAUCGUGUCGCACAAGUUCGCGUGGUCUUCUCACUGUCGGCCAGUGUCAAAUGUGCUCUAUUUUGCAAUGUCAAUGUGCCUGAUCACUUCGCAUAUGUUGAAUGGUUCUCACCAGUUCACCACACCAGACAUUAACCAUGGGAUGUAUAAAGUUUCGCGUGCCCUGUAUGAUGGAGACAGGCAAUCCAGCAUUAUCCCUAUUCAGCAAUAUUCGACGCUCCGUACACUUAAUACCCAAAUUUGGGGCAGUGGCUCCACCUUCACUGACCAAAAUGCAUAUGAUUCCAUUGCCGAGAAAGAGAAUUCAAUUCCUGGGAAGCGCCCACGCUCGCCUUCCCUGGAUUUUGGAGAACAUAAGACAGCAAAUGGGAUCUCACCCAUCAAAAAAUUUGCAUUACCGGAAUUUGGCAUCAGCGCUACCCCUGGGCCGGAAAUAGUACAGGCUGAAACUCCUGUCCCGGAAACUCCUGUCCCGCCAUACCGUCAGACUCCAGCCCCUCUAACAGUCUCUCAGAAUUACAUGUGUAAACUCGUGGCAGAUCGUUGGGAUGCCGAAAUCAAACGGUGCGAGGAGGCGAGAAAGGCUCAUUUGUUGGAGGUCCAACUCGCUGCUCAUGUACUGCCAGUACCAAAUAACUUUCCCCAACUGUAG
Messenger RNA from Suillus paluster, 2847 nucleotides. RefSeq lists its product as uncharacterized. Bases 1 to 2847 code for a protein of 948 amino acids. NCBI's taxonomy places the organism in Eukaryota, Fungi, Basidiomycota, Agaricomycetes, Boletales, Suillaceae. The transcript is spliced from 14 exons. The record is from RefSeq and is a predicted model, not a curated record.